Molecule: messenger RNA, 1091 nt
Organism: Fopius arisanus
Lineage: Eukaryota; Metazoa; Arthropoda; Insecta; Hymenoptera; Braconidae
Product: gustatory receptor 68a-like
Exons: 4
Coding region: 497-949 (150 amino acids)
Biological process (GO): male courtship behavior; sensory perception of taste; chemosensory behavior
Cellular component (GO): membrane; neuronal cell body; dendrite
Source: RefSeq, a predicted model, not a curated record
AUAUCGUAUGUGAAAUUGUGAAGGGCUUUCGACGAAUAUCUCAGUCCCUUAGACAACUAAAUAUCACGAAAAAUCUGGACAUUAUCGUACGGAGAAUUAAUUACAUGGUGAUAUUAAUAACUAGUGGUUACAUCAUUACAAUUAUUUUGGGACUUGUAAUUAUACCCACACGAGGACACGUUAAUUUAUUAGUGCGGAUAACAUUCAACGGUUGUCGUGGCAUCGGCCAUGUCAUUACGGGAUUAUUCAUCAGUGUAUUAGUGACAUUAAAAGGAUAUUUGCAUUUCGUUCAUAGAUUCGUCAGAGGAUAUCCCGACAGUUUUAAGGUUUCGAUGGAAAAAGGAUUAUUUUCAGAAAGGUCAUUUCUCUGGGGUAUUUGAUUUUGGGGGGAAUUAUAAGAUGAGAAUCUUCUUGUAGGACUCAAGGCUGCAGUCAUCAAGUGAUCUGUCUUCGAGCACUUGCCCAGGUGCAUGUAGAACUCCAAACUAUUUUGAAAAUGGUGGAGAUUUAUUUUCGAGCGCCAAUUUUAUUCUUUCUCAUUGCACACUUCAUCAACAUUGCCUCGUACUUCUACGUUAUAUGUUUGCAUUUAAAACAAGGACCCGAUAAACCUAUCACAGCCACAUUCCUCUUAUUCCUCAUGUGGCUGAUAAUUCAUGUUGUCGAAGUGCUCGCAACAAUUGAGGCAGUGAACUCUGUCAUUCUUCAGGGAAAUCAGACAGGGAAUAUUUUCCACAAAUUAAUUAUUGAAUAUUAUUCCACAGACGUCGUAGAGGCUGUGAAAAUGAUAUCCUUACGAAUUCAUCAGGAACCAAUGAAGUUCAGUUUGUAUGGAUUCGUAGAUUUAAAUCCAUCGCUGAUGUACAGAGUUUUUAGCGCAAUCACCACUUACUUUAUCGUAAUGAUACAGCUUGAUAUUCAGAAUGAAUCUGAUGAAAAUCAUUGUUAAUUCAAAGAUUUUUCCCUCGAGGGAUUCAUUUCAUGGACUUGAAGAGAGUGAAAUAUGACAGAGAUGCUCUCAUCGCCUGGAAGCAAUAAUCAAUAUUUAAUUGACCACUAAAAAUUAUGGAUCAUCAAUCAUAAAUUGUUCA